Penicillium oxalicum is the source of this 1227-nucleotide messenger RNA. It is a transcript of the gene fahA, whose product is annotated as fumarylacetoacetate hydrolase FahA. Bases 1 to 1227 code for a protein of 408 amino acids. Gene Ontology annotation, biological process: homogentisate catabolic process; L-phenylalanine catabolic process; L-tyrosine catabolic process. The transcript has 2 exons. Gene Ontology annotation, molecular function: fumarylacetoacetase activity. The record is from RefSeq and is a predicted model, not a curated record. NCBI's taxonomy places the organism in Eukaryota, Fungi, Ascomycota, Eurotiomycetes, Eurotiales, Aspergillaceae.
AUGGCUUCCUGGUUCCCCAUCCCAAAGAACUCCCCCUUCUCUUUGGCCAAUAUCCCAUUUGGCAUCAUCUCUUCACAGUCCGCUUCGCGCGUCCCGGCUAUUGCCAUUGGUGACCAUGCUUUGAAUCUGAGCCUCUUUGCGUCGUCUGGAGGUUUCUCGCAGCUGUCCGCGAUUCAAAAACACUUGAACGUCUUCAAUGAGCCCACGCUCAACGCAUUCGCGGCCCUGGGCCGUCCAGUGCAUCGCCAAGUACGGGAAUAUUUGCAAAACGUCUUCCGUGUCGAGACCCAAUAUCCUCAAGUGCUCAAGGAUAAUGCCGAGCUGCAAAAGUCCGCACUCGUGCCGUUGUCCCAGGUCACCAACCACCUUCCCAUGCAGAUUGGCGAUUACACAGAUUUCUACGCUGGGUUAAAUCACGCCUAUAACGUGGGCGUGCUUUUCCGAGGCCCGGAUAAUGCUCUGCAGCCCAACUACAAGCACCUCCCGUGGCUUACCAUGGUCGUGCUUCCUCUGUGGUUCCCUCUGGAACUGAUUUGCACCGUCCCAACGAGGCUGGAUAUUGAACUGGAAUUGGCUUGCUUCAUCAGCAAGCCCAAUGAUCUGGGCAAGCCUGUCUCGGUUGAAGAGGCGGAAGAUCACAUCUUCGGUCUUGUUUUGAUGAAUGACUGGUCUGCUCGUGACAUUCAAGCUUGGGAGUACGUGCCUCUGGGUCCGUUCAACGCCAAGAACUUUGGCACCUCGAUCACCCCUUGGGUAGUCAUGCUCGAUGCUCUCGAGCCUUUCCGUACCCAAGGCUUGGAGCCAGAGAACCGCGAGUCUCUGCUUCCUUACCUCCGUGAGAAGCGCGCCGAGAACGUCUACGACAUCCCGCUCGAGGUGGAAAUCACCAACAAGGGUGGCCAACCCAGUAUCAUAUCCAACACCAGCUCUCGUAACUUGCUUUACUCUUUCCCGCAGAUGGUCGCACAUCACACAAUCACGGGUUGUAACCUGAGGACCGGCGACUUGCUCGGCUCAGGAACCAUUUCCGGCAAAGAGCCCCACACCCAGGGCAGUCUGCUGGAGCAGACUAAUGGUAAGAAGCCGCUCAAGCUAGCGGAUGGGACAGAGCGAAUGUUCCUUGAAGACGGCGAUACCGUGGUCUUGCGUGGUAUGGCGGGCACGGAAGGCAACUUUGUCGGCUUUGGUGACUGCGUUGGUACCAUUCUUCCCGCUCUGUCUCUCUAG